Solanum lycopersicum (tomato) is the source of this 2030-nucleotide messenger RNA. The record is from RefSeq and is a predicted model, not a curated record. NCBI's taxonomy places the organism in Eukaryota, Viridiplantae, Streptophyta, Magnoliopsida, Solanales, Solanaceae.
GUUUAGACACUCGUACUAGGUCUUGUUUCAAUUAGGCACCUGAACACAUUUAGAUACUUCUGAUUCAUAUCCUGCAAAAGCUUUUGAGUACAUUUUCAAGUGCUUAUUAUGUAGCCAAGUUAAUCAAAUAAAAUAUAACACUUUCUUUAAUUACACACAUUAGCCUCGAUUGGAACAAACCUGAGGUUUUUCGGCUUAUUUAGGCUAAUGCGCAUAACUUGAGGAGGUAACAUAUUGUAAAUGGUUAACUUAUCUAAGUAAUAGACGUUUGAGAAUAUACAUAUAAACGUAGCACUUUUAUUGUAGCAAUUUUGCUAAAAAUAGCCUCCCUCUCCAUUUGUAAAACACACCUUAUUCUUCCAAUAAGUGUUCUCUCUCUCAAGAAAACUUGGUCAGAGUUUGCUCCCUCUUUGUAUUUUGAAAGUUCGUUUGAUAUGUAUAUCAAAGUUCAAUUUUUUAACUUGCAUUUUUCAUUACUUCUGUUAACCAUCAUUUUCAUUGUCGUUAUUACUUAUGUUGGCACCUCCACCUACUUUUAAAUUGGUGAAUUGCAUUAUCUAAUAUCAUGGUUGGCUCUGUUGCCUAAUUUAUUUAUUGCAUUUGCAUUUACAUUCUUGCAUAUUUACAUUUAAGUAUCGUUCUUUUGCUUCCUAUCCUCCUUCCCGGUAUUUCACCGCUAUUAUAUUAGUUCUCUCAUCAUGAACCAGGUGUCACUCAUGUGUUAGUCACUGGAGGUGCUGGAUAUAUUGGAUCGCAUGCAGCAUUACGUCUUCUAAAAGAUUCUUACCGAGUGACCAUAGUGGACAACCUUUCACGAGGAAAUUUAGGUGCUGUAAUGAUUCUACAGGAAUUAUUUCCUGAACCUGGCAGGUUUCAGUUCAUAUAUGCUGAUUUGGGGGAUGCCAAAGUGGUGCACAAGAUAUUCUCCCAAAACGCAUUUGAUGCGGUCAUGCAUUUUGCAGCUGUAGCAUAUGUUGGCGAGAGCACCCUUGAUCCUCUAAAGUAUUAUCACAACAUUACAUCAAACACCCUCACUGUACUAGAAGCAAUGGCAACUCGUGGAGUCCCAACUUUAAUUUACUCUAGUACAUGUGCAACGUAUGGAGAGCCUGAAGAGAUGCCGAUUACAGAAGAAACUCCACAGCUGCCAAUUAAUCCAUAUGGAAAAGCAAAGAAAAUGGCGGAGGAUAUCAUCCUAGAUUUUCACAAGAACUCAAACAUGUCUGUCAUGAUUUUGAGAUACUUCAAUGUCAUUGGUUCUGAUCCAAAUGGAAGACUAGGUGAAGCUCCACGACCUGAACUACGGGAACAUGGCCGGAUAUCUGGUGCUUGUUUUGAUGCAGCUCGUGGAAUCAUACCUGGGCUUAAGGUAAGAGGAACAGACUAUAAGACAGCAGACGGUACCUGCAUAAGGGAUUAUAUAGACGUGACCGAUCUGGUUGAUGCUCAUGUUAAAGCUCUUGAGAAGGCUAGGCCAGGGAAAGUUGGGAUCUACAAUGUUGGAACAGGAAGAGGCAGAUCAGUGAAAGAAUUUGUGGAGGCUUGUAAGGUAGCAACUGGAGUACCUAUCAAAGUUGAGUUCCUUCCCCGUAGGCCUGGUGAUUAUGCAGAAGUUUACAGCGAUCCAACUAAGAUUAGGAAUGAACUGAACUGGACAGCCAAAUACACUGAUCUUCAACAGAGUUUGCAGAUUGCAUGGAGAUGGCAGAAGUCACAUCUUAAUGGUUAUAGUUUAUCGGUGGCAACAUCCUGAUGACGCCUCUAUCAACUUAUGGUUGUUUAAGACUUGACUUGAACCUGGUGUCACAGCUGAACUUAACGUCGAACUAUUAGUAUCCAUAAAGUACAAUUUUCAAGGCCAAGAGGGGUAUGAUGUGUAUUGUGACAAUAGGCAGCAGUUUAUUUACCCAUUUGUUAUGUGUAUUUAGUAAAAGGGAUAUUUCAAAUCAAUAAUAGUUCCCAUUCAGGUAUAGCUUCCAUCUGUUUUACUUCCUUUUUUGUGUACAUUCUAUUAUUUUAUUCUUUUUUGU